AUGCUUAUCAACUGUUCGUAUGAGCAGUCAGUUUUCUUGGAGAAGCAGAUUCUGUGCCCCUUAUAUAUUACAUAUUGCAGUCAGGAAAGCACUGCAGCUGUCACCACAUCCGUGAGACUUUCUUAUUGUGAAUCCAAGGCCAACCGCACCGCCUGCUUACGACAGAAUGGUGGGAUCAGCAUCAAGGCCAGGCAUUCAGCUUACGCGGCCUUCCAAGUUGAGGUUAUUGCCAUUGAGUAA
Penicillium lagena is the source of this 240-nucleotide messenger RNA. RefSeq lists its product as uncharacterized. Lineage: Eukaryota; Fungi; Ascomycota; Eurotiomycetes; Eurotiales; Aspergillaceae. The record is from RefSeq and is a predicted model, not a curated record. Bases 1 to 240 code for a protein of 79 amino acids. The transcript has a single exon.